Molecule: messenger RNA, 219 nt
Organism: Linum tenue
Lineage: Eukaryota; Viridiplantae; Streptophyta; Magnoliopsida; Malpighiales; Linaceae
Source: the annotation of a GenBank genome assembly
AUGGCUAUCCCUGAUUCGCCUUCGCCUCCUUCCUCGCCUCCGCCUCCGCUGGUUUUGGCGCCACCUGUUGUUGAUGAUGAGCAGCCUCACCAGGAGGAGCAGGCUGAUCGGGAAGUCGCCGCCGUGAGCGAGGUUGUUGUUGGCAGCGGGAGUACUGGAGCUGCAGGUUCUUCAAACCACGGUGGCGACGGUGGUUCCGGUGGAGGGAGUGGCCAUUGA